AUGUCCAGGCCUGUCCUAAACAAGCUGACCAAGGCUGCUCCACACAAGCCUCCCCAUCCUUCACCACACAAACUUCCCUACACAAGCCUCCCCACCCUUCCCCACACAAGCAUCCCUACACAAGCAUCCCCACCCUUCCCCACACAAGCUUCCCUGCACAAGCCUCCCCAUCCUUCCCCACACAAGCUUCCCUACACAAGCCUCCCCAUCCUUCCCCACACAAGCUUCCCUACACAAGCAUCCCCACCCUUCCCCACACAAGCUUCCCUACACAAGCCUCCCCAUCCUUCCCCACACAAGCUUCCCUACACAAGCCUCCCCAUCCUUCCCUACACAAGCAUCCCCACCCUUCCCCACACAAGCUUCCCUACAGAAGCUUCCCCACACAAGCCUCCCCAUCCUUCCCUACACAAGCUUCCCCACACAAGCCUCCCCAUCCUUCCCUACACAAGCUUCCCUACACAAGCCUCCCCAUCCUUCCCCACACAAGCUUCCCUACACAAGCCUCCCCAUCCUUCCCCACACAAGCUUCCCUACACAAGCCUCCCCAUCCUUCCCCACACAAGCUUCCCUACACAAGCCUCCCCAUCCUUCCCUACACAAGCCUCCCCAUCCUUCCCUACACAAGCUUCCCUACACAAGCCUCCCCAUCCUUCCCUACACAAGCUUCCCCACACAAGCCUCCCCAUCCUUCCCUACACAAGCUUCCCUACACAAGCCUCCCCAUCCUUCCCUACACAAGCCUCCCCAUCCUUCCCCACACAAGCUUCCCUACACAAGCCUCCCCAUCCUUCCCCACACAAGCUUCCCUACACAAGCUCUUCCAUCCUUCCCCACACAAGCCUCCCCAUCCUUCCCUACACAAGCUCUUCCAUCCUUCCCCACACAAGCCUCCCCAUCCUUCCCUACACAAGCUCUUCCAUCCUUCCCCACACAAGCCUCCCCAUCCUUCCCUACACAAGCUUCCCUACACAAGCCUCCCCAUCCUUCCCCACACAAGCUUCCCUACACAAGCUCUUCCAUCCUUCCCCACACAAGCCUCCCCAUCCUUCCCUACACAAGCUCUUCCAUCCUUCCCCACACAAGCCUCCCCAUCCUUCCCUACACAAGCUUCCCUACACAAGCCUCCCCAUCCUUCCCCACACAAGCUUCCCUACACAAGCUCUUCCAUCCUUCCCCACACAAGCCUCCCCAUCCUUCCCUACACAAGCUCUUCCAUCCUUCCCCACACAAGCCUCCCCAUCCUUCCCUACACAAGCUCUUCCAUCCUUCCCUACACAAGCUCUUCCAUCCUUCCCCACACAUGUUGCCUGUCACUGA
Molecule: messenger RNA, 1320 nt
Organism: Pecten maximus
Lineage: Eukaryota; Metazoa; Mollusca; Bivalvia; Pectinida; Pectinidae
Product: extensin-like
Exons: 1
Coding region: 1-1320 (439 amino acids)
Source: RefSeq, a predicted model, not a curated record